GUCGGGCAGGACGGUAUUACGUGUGGAUACUUACCCUCACGUACCUACCUUUAGGCGAGGUACCUCGUUAGUAUUACCGGGCGGCAACCGCCCCCCACCGCACCUACACCAUGCCACCGCCUCGUCACACCUCUCCCUCUUCCUCGUCUUCCUCCGCCCCGCAUCCGUCACAUCACCGCGGCCGACCUCAGCAUCCCACUUCGUCAGCUUCACCACGAUCUGCCGCCACAGGCCCACCCCAAGCACCGCGUGCGUAGCCCUCUAUCGCGGACGAUUGCCGUGCUGUCCGCGUAGCAGAAGCAUCGUUUCCGUCCUCCCAGACCCGGCUAACUGAGCAUUCCAGCUGUGUCGCUUCGCCCAGGUCGUGGGGCCAAAGCUAACCGUCGCUCGUGGCUGUCACGACUCUGUGCCAGGCUCAACCGCCUCAAGCUCUCCUGCUUGACGCCAACACCCCUCUCUGCCCCCCCGCAGGCGUCCUCCUCCUCAUUGCCUGGCCCUUUCUCGCCUACCACCGCUUCGUCACCGCAUCGCGUCGCUUUGCGUACAUCGGCCCGACGUACUCACGUCGCAGCCCCACCACUCCUGCUCCCGUCACCGCACCCGCGGGACGGCGUGCUGGCCUCGUUUAGCACGUCCGAUAUUGGCGAUUCAUUGGUAGCAGCGAAGCCGACCACCCUCUUUGAUCUCUACGCAGCAGCCCGCUGUCUCAUUUCUAUUAGGAUGGAUUUGGAACUUGACCCCAAUCACAGGAUGGCGGGCCGAAUGAAAGCUGGAGACGAGCGUGGUGCUGGUCGUCACGGCGAACCCAUGAGCUCCGUCGCAGGGCCGUCUCGUGGCGGCGAGCAAGGGACGACCAAUUCUUUCGUUAAGUUGACCCCGGUACAGGAAGAUGCCUCGACGCCCGCGGUCGCUCGCUCGUUAUCUUACACUCGGCCGGUUACUCGGUCUAUGGGCGAACCGCUCUUUGGUCCCCUACGACCUGCUUCUAGAAAGGUCACCUUGUUCCGUCGCAAGCUUUCUCGCGCUUCCAACCGGAAAAGUGCCCCACCCGGUGCUUCUUCUAACCUUGAAGACGCCAAAAACAUUGUUUACGACGGUGAAGAGCCCAACGCCGACGUGGGCCCGGAUCGGGGCCAUGACGGCCACGCUGGCGUCGAGUUCGGGGAGGCUCUGGAAUCUCCACCGCUGCGGAAGCCCAAGGGACGUCGUUUUUCCUCGAGCCAACUCCAGGCCCCGACGCGACGAUCGGCCCGCAUAAAUGGACUGCAGCUUCAGUCUCGAGACACGACACCCUCCAUGUCUUGGGCUCGACAGAUAAGCCGCGCGGAAACGGCACCGGUAGCCUUAGAGCCUAGCGGCCUCGGCCGACCAAUCCGCCGUUCCGCCCGUGACUCGAAGCCCUUGCUGGAAUUCCACAAGUAUUCGGAGCUACCGCCAGAGCUCAAGAUUAUGGUGUGGGAGGCCGCGAUCGAGCCUCGCGCUGUAUACGUCCGCAACCGUUCUGCGGCACCCCACCUCUUGACACCGGCCGACAUUCAAAUACGGGUCCCGACCUGGUUCAUGGCCUGCCAGCUGUCAGCGUGGGUGGCGAGACGCAACUAUCAGAUGUUGUUCAGUCCUCGCGCGCCUUCGAUCCCACUUGCUCUACUACCUCACCAAAACAUCAAUCCCGAUGUCGACAUCGUAGUGUUCGAGCCGUGCAGCAGCGGUUGCCGAGGAUGUUACUGCGCGUGCCACCAGUAUACCGACGAAUCUCGUCACGCCGUUCGUUUCCUAGCCGUGCAGACCGAGCCCCCCAACCUCGCCCACAGUGCCUUGCCGUGCUGGCUGACCCUUUCCCUAUCGUGGCCCAACGUGGAGACGCUGUAUCUCAUGAGACAGGCAGUCAAGGGCGUCGACAAGACGGACAAGGCGAUUGUCCGCGUCAAGGCGAACAGCCAUGAGGAGGAGCUUUUAAAGCUGUUCAGCGAGUGGAAGGAGGAUAUUGGAGCUCACGUGAAGUUGACAAAUAUCGAAUUUGUGGUGGUGGUAGAGAAGGAGACGGGCGGAGAUGCGAAGGAUAGAUACAAGUGGGUCCCUGAUCGCGCGACUGGUCAGCUCCAGGAUGUCAUUCUCGGUUGAAAUCAGGAAGAGGAGGAGGGGAAGGGGGCUCAUAUUGCGUUGGUUCGGGAGGUAGAGUGCAACGUUAGUCUAGAAAGAUACCCAGGAUCGCGGCCGGAGACUCUCGCUAGGAUGGGGGAUCUCGGCUGACAUGAGGCCAGCCCGACGGGUCUUUGUGGUCCGGGGUUCCGUACGAGGGCCUCACAGUGUUGUUUAGACUCUCUUCAAGCUGCACGGGUGCCAGCUGUGGUAAGUAAUACCAGGGAAUUGAAACUGAUCGAGUAUUACGACUGGGG
Molecule: messenger RNA, 2396 nt
Organism: Durotheca rogersii
Lineage: Eukaryota; Fungi; Ascomycota; Sordariomycetes; Xylariales; Xylariaceae
Exons: 1
Coding region: 721-2121 (466 amino acids)
Source: RefSeq, a predicted model, not a curated record